Messenger RNA from Musa acuminata AAA Group (dessert banana), 2448 nucleotides. RefSeq names its product ABC transporter G family member 10. Bases 506 to 2278 code for a protein of 590 amino acids. The transcript has a single exon. The record is from RefSeq and is a predicted model, not a curated record. Gene Ontology annotation, biological process: transmembrane transport. Gene Ontology annotation, molecular function: ATP hydrolysis activity; ATP binding; ABC-type transporter activity. Gene Ontology annotation, cellular component: membrane. Lineage: Eukaryota; Viridiplantae; Streptophyta; Magnoliopsida; Zingiberales; Musaceae.
UGAAGAUGAUGGUCCGCAUCACAUGCCGUUCGUCUGCGAUCCGCCGGGCCAUAUUAACUCCCUUGCAACGGCUUCUGGUCUAAACCUUCUGUCCCAUUUUGUUUUCUGGCGAUCGUUACACGGAGAACGGUGCGGCCUAAGCAAACUCCACCAACUCCGCGCUGUGAUCGGUCAAGCUUGUCGCUCGCCCGAACAAUGGUUGCAACGUACUCCAAUUAAUUUGUUUCGCCAAACACAAUGUUGCGGUCGGUGCAACUUUUUGUUUGAGCAAUCCCACGGUAAAGACGCAGCGCUAUAAACCGUGUCAAAAAAGCACCGACCCUCCACAGGGCUCGCACGCUGUUCCGGUAAAGGAGGCGUCCGCCAUCCAGGAAGCACUAUUGUGCUCGAGAAAAGAUAUAGCGGUGAGGUUUGGUGCGUUAGCUCAACCUCUUGCCCUGCCCUUCUCAUUUUCUUCUACUCUCCUCUUUGCCUCUUCACACUCGGUGCUCCUCCUCACUCCUCCAUGGAGCUGCAAACGCUGAAUCUUGGCAGCCGGAGACCCCGAUACCGCAUCGAAACCAAGUCGUUGUCCUACGACCUCUCGACCGCCACACGGAACGUUCACCUGCGUUGCUGCGGCUUUCCCAGCACCUGCAGGUCUAUUCUGAAGAACGUGUGCUGUGAGGCCCUUCCCGGUGAGCUCCUGGCGAUCGUCGGCCCAAGCGGAGCUGGAAAGACCACGCUGCUCUCCGUUCUUGCCGGCGUGAUACACCCGAGCCAAGUCUCCGGCGACAUACUCGUCGAUGGACGACCCAUGGACGUGUCCCGCUUUCGAAGGGUAUCCGGCUACGUCACGCAAGACGAUGCGCUCUUCCCGCUGCUGACGGUCGAGGAGUCGCUGGCAUACAGCGCCAGGCUGAGGCUCAACGCGACGGCUGGCGAGGCCGCUGCCCGCGUGAGGGAGCUGAUCAAAGAGCUGGGUCUGGAUCAUGUGGCCGGUUCUAGAAUCGGCGGCCACGGAGCUGGCGGCAUUUCCGGCGGUGAGCGCCGCCGGGUUUCCAUCGGGGUCGACUUGGUGCAUGAUCCGGCGGUGCUGUUGCUGGACGAGCCGACCUCCGGGCUGGACUCGGCCUCCGCCCUCCACAUUGUAAAGCUGCUCAAGUCCAUGGCGUCUGUCCAGGGAAAGACCAUUGUCCUCACCAUCCAUCAGCCGGGCUUUCGGAUCCUCGAGUUGUUCGACCAGGUCUUGCUCAUCGCCGGCGGAACCGUUCACCACCAGGGGCCGAUCGCGCUAUUGGAGAGUCGGCUGAGGGAGGCUGGCCAUCGCAUUCCUCCUCAUGUCAAUGUGCUGGAGUUCGCCAUGGAUGCCAUGGCUAGCCUGGACUCAGGGCCCACUACUCCCCAAGAAGAGGUUAUCAGAGCUCCCAACUGCAGCACCAAAGAAGACAAAAUCUUCUACGCCAAUUCGCGGUGUGGCGAGGUUUUCAUUCUAACCAGCCGGUUCUUCAAGAACGCUUCGAGGACCCGGGAACUGUUCACCGCGAAGGUGAUCCAAUCCAUCGCAGCUGGGUUCGGCCUCGGAACAAUCUUCAUAAACGUAAGCAACCUCCAAGCCAGGGUGGGUUUCUUCGCGUUCAGCCUCACCUUUCUUCUGUCGUCCACGAACGAAGGCUUGCCCAUCUUCUUGCGGGAGAGAAGGAUUCUGCAGAGGGAGACCUCGAGAGGGGCCUACAGGGUGUCCUCCUAUGUCAUAGCCAAUGCGCUUGUCUUCAUGCCUUUUCUUCUAGUAGCUGCACUCUUAUACGCCACUCCAGUGUAUUGGUUGGUGGGACUGAGAAGGGAGAUGGAUAAGUUUCUCUACUUCUCUUUGGUGAUAUGGCUGGUGAUGCUGAUGGCCAACUCUUUUGUCGCGUGCUUCAGCGCCCUGGUUCCAACCUUCAUCAUGGGCAAUUCCGUCAUCUCGGGGCUGAUGGGUUCCUUCUUCCUCUUCUCAGGCUAUUUCAUAGCCAAAGACAACAUACCCAGGUACUGGAUCUUCAUGCACUACCUCAGCUUCUUCAAGUAUCCGUUCGAGGCUUUCGUGUUGAACGAGUAUGGUGGAGUAAGGGGAAGAAGGGAAUGCUUGGAGUGGGAGGGAAACAUGUGCGCUCUCGACGGAGGGAUGUUCUUGAGGGAGCAGGGCGUGGUGGAGUCUCAAAGAUGGAGCCAUGUGGGAGUGAUGCUUGCUUUCAUAUGCGGGUACAGAAUCCUUUGUUUUCUCAUCCUGCGCCUUAGAUGCUACGAUGUGAGAAGAUAGGGAGAGAGAGAGAGAGAGAGAGAGAGAGAGAGAGAGAGAGAGAGCGAGAGGACUUUGCCGUCCCAUCUUUGUUCUCUAUGGCAGAAGAAUUUGCUAAUUGUCUCUUCAGUGUUUAAUAUGUUCCAUUACGUUUCCGGAGACGAGAAUGGAUUUCUGAAAUGUUGCACGCU